GUUCAGGUAAGAAUCCCUGCUAUCGAAUUGGGCGUUGAAACGAUGUCAAUAGUCUGAAAAUUUUGUUAUUCGUCCAUGAGAUAAUUGUGCUAAAUGCAAAUGGCUAUCGUACGUCGCAAAACAAAGACGCUGAUGUUGUGGACGAUCUUUGGAAUCCCUUUUGCCUACGUGCUCAUUCACGCAGUUCUUCCGGCUGACAAUCAUUUUGCCAGUCAAGUCAUCAACGUCGAUUGGCGUCACGUCGACAUGGAUACGCUCAAUGGCCAUCAAUUGACCGACUAUUUUUCCUGGUCCGAUUCCGGUGCUUGCCGUUUAGUUCAGGAUUUCGGCGGAGUCAUGAUCUCCGUCGACAACAUCCCAGCUGUGGAUGGACAGAAAGCUGUGUGUCUAGACAGGCCGCAUCUGGCUCCAUCGCCGGAUAAAUGCAUCGUCUAUUCGUUCGGGAUCAACAACGAAUGGAGUUUCGACGAGGCCAUGGAACACUAUGGAUGCAACGUGUUUGCUUUCGAUCCUUCCAUGAAUGUUUCCGAUCACGAUCGAUCAGAAUGGAUUCAUUUCUAUCGAUUAGGACUAGGUAGCAAAGACGGUGACACCUGGAACGGCCAAUCAGGUGUCAAAACUCGGACGUUAGACUCCAUUCAUCAAAUGCUCAAACCCGUCCACGGCUCGGACAUGAUCGAUUAUUUGAAACUGGAUAUCGAGACGGCCGAAUGGGCUGUUUUACCACAAAUGGUUAGCUCCGGAAUGAUGGACAAGGUGAAACAGUUGAGCGUGGAAGUUCACCUGCCCAACGGAAAUACGAACAAGGAGCAAGACAACGAGCCUUACUUCUCGCUGGAUGAGUACCGCAGAUUGGCUAAGAUCCUCCAAUCGCUCGAGAAUGACGGACUUGUCCGUUUCGAUUCCAAAAGAAAUCCUUGGUCAGUCGGAGUGGGCAAAGCCGCUGGAUUGUUGGGCAGUGACGCACCUUACGCUUACGAAAUCGCUUGGUUCAACAAGAAAUUGGUCCAGUCUCAACUGUAAAACAUCAAAUUCAUAACACCAACAUUUUGUUUGUUCAAUUGCGCUCAUUAUCGUCAAUUUUCGUGUCAAUACAAGUGUUUAAGUUCCUUGCUUUAUGGUGGUACAAU
Daphnia magna is the source of this 1130-nucleotide messenger RNA. RefSeq lists its product as uncharacterized. The transcript has a single exon. Lineage: Eukaryota; Metazoa; Arthropoda; Branchiopoda; Diplostraca; Daphniidae. The coding region runs from base 94 to 1023 and encodes 309 amino acids. The record is from RefSeq and is a predicted model, not a curated record.